Aureobasidium pullulans EXF-150 is the source of this 1802-nucleotide messenger RNA. RefSeq names its product alpha/beta-hydrolase. NCBI's taxonomy places the organism in Eukaryota, Fungi, Ascomycota, Dothideomycetes, Dothideales, Saccotheciaceae. The record is from RefSeq and is a predicted model, not a curated record. The coding region runs from base 126 to 1565 and encodes 479 amino acids. The transcript is spliced from 2 exons.
AUCAGGGAAUCGAGAAAUUGCGUACAUAAAGAUAGCCAUGUUUCCUCGUGGUGGUCUUUGCAUCGCUUUUACUAUUGCUACCAUUUCCUGCCCCUCUUGGUCUACGGUUAGACCACUCUCUCAAGAUGCAGGCCAUUUCAAUUGCUCUCGCUCUUCUUUCGCUUACUGGUUCUGCUCUUGCCGUCCCAGCACCUGUUGAACCUGUACCUUCACCUACAGUCACCGCAGCCCCUUCUCUCGACGACCGUGAUCUGAUCGGCGACCUUACAGGAGCUGUCAACGGUGUUUUGGGCGACGCUGUAGGAGAUAUCAACAGCGCUCUCUCCAAAGUGGGAGCUGGCCAACUUGCUGGAAACCAAGCAUGGAGCACCAUCUCAUCGGCUUUGGCACAAGUCACAGCGACCAAGACUCAGACCAACGCUGCAUCGGCUAUUUCUCAGCUCUCGAGCAUUCACGCCGCAAAGCCUUCGGCCAACCUGUUCGAGUUUGUUGCUGCAAUCGCUGCUGAGGGUCUGACUGCAAACUCAGUCACAGAUCUUCUGGGCUUCGUCGAUGGCUUGGCCUCUGGACAGAACAGUAUGAGCAACGUCAACAUUCAGAAGCCCAAGGACACAAUCUAUCCUAAAAAGGGCAACGACCCCAAGUACAGUGUUACCGAGUCUUCGCUUCGUUCUGCCAUCUAUAUUCCUCCUGCCUUCAAGAUGGGAGCUGUUCAGCCUGUAAUUCUCAUGCCCGGAACAGGUGCAACCGGCUACUUCACAUAUAUCGGCAACUACAUCAAGCUCUUGACUGGCUCAAGCUACGCCGAUCCUGUCUGGCUCAACAUUCCUGGAUACCUCUUGAACGAUGCCCAGGUUAACGCAGAGUAUGCUGCUUACGCCAUCAACUACAUUGCCAGCAUCACUGGCAAGCCGGUGUCCAUCAUCGGCUGGUCCCAAGGCAACAUCGACCUCCAGUGGGCUUUCAAGUACUUUACUUCGACCGUGAAGAACACCAGAAAUCACAUUGCCAUCAGUCCCGACUAUGCUGGCACCGUCAACGCAAACUUGAUCUGUCCCGAUGGUCUUCCCUGUGACCCGUCCGUCCUGCAGCAGCAGUACAAGGGUACCAGCAACUUUAUCGACAAGAUGAGACUCAACAACGGCGACUCUGCAUACGUGCCUACCACAACUGUCUACAGUGGACUCUUCGACGAGAUCGUCGAGCCUCAACAAGGCACUGGUGCUUCGGCUUUCCUCAACGACGCCCGCAAGGUGGGUGUGACCAAUAACUACCUUCAGGGUAUCUGCCCCGGUCUUGCUGGCGGUUCCUUCUACACCCACGAAGGUGUUCUUUACAACCCUAUCGCCUUCGGACUCGUCAAGGACGCCCUUGUUAAUGGCGGUGCCGGAAAGACUUCUCGCAUCGACGUCAACAGGCUGUGCAACCAGUACCUUGCCGACGGUCUCAACGUUGGCGACCUACUCAUCACUGAGAAUUCCAUCGUAGUCGCGGCGCUAGCUCUCGUCCUCUACACACCCAAGGUCACCGUGGAGCCAGCCAUCAAGGCCUACGCCACUUACUAAAUCAACCAACCCUAUUAACGACACCUAUCUUUUGUAAAUAUAUUUGGUCGCGAAAACUUGUACAUAUGUCAUGACCGAUAAAACCGCGCUGUAGAGCAGCUUGCGAUGAUGAAAGCUAAUGACUCUCCUUUCUGUCUGUAUAUAUCUCGCUAUCUACCUAUCAUUUCUCCUUUCUCUUGAUGAGCCAGACCCUUGGUGUGUGUAUGUAUAUGUGUUUGUUGCAAAUUACGAAAGCGG